Nicotiana tabacum (common tobacco) is the source of this 999-nucleotide messenger RNA. Lineage: Eukaryota; Viridiplantae; Streptophyta; Magnoliopsida; Solanales; Solanaceae. The record is from RefSeq and is a predicted model, not a curated record.
AUGUCUCCUCCUUCUGAUGUUACUGAAACUCCCACUCCCACCCACGGUUCUUCAUCCACAACAACAGGAAAUGGAAAUACCAUUGAUUCCACACAUCCUUUCUUUCUUCAUGCAUCUGAUGCACCAGGGAUGAUACUUGUCAACACACCAUUUGAUGGUCGAGGUUAUGCUGGAUGGAGCAGAUCUAUCUUGAUUUCACUUUUAGCCAAGAACGAGUUGGGUUUCAUUGAUGGAUCUUGCCCUAUGCCAACCCCAACAGAUCCUACUUUCAAACCUGGAGCAGAUGUAACCAUAUGUGUCCUCUAUUCAAAAAUAGCUAAGGAUCUAUGGCUGGAUCUGGAGCACAGGUUUGGACAACCAAAUGGAGCCAAAUUACAUCACCUGCAAAAGGAGCUAGCUGAUUUAGUUCAAGGUUCAACAGAUAUUGCUAGUUAUUUUACCAAAAUGAAACUAUUAUGGGAUGAGUUAGACACUCUCAACACUGACAUGUACUGUUCUUGCAACUGUGAAUGUGGUAGUAAGAAGAAAAUGCAACAAUUUAAGGAAGAUGAAAGGAUCAUUCAAUUCCUCAUGGGAUUGAAUGAGACCUAUGAACAUGCUAGAAGCAACAUUCUCAUGAUCAAACCAUUACCCUCAGUCAAUCAAGCAUAUUCCCUUCUCAUGCAAGAUGAGAAUCAGAGGGAAAUUCAUGUCAAUCCUCAUUUCCCAACAGAUGGUUCUUCAUUCCUAGUGAGAAAUCAAGCUCCUCAGAACCAUCAGACCUCUAAUGGUCCUCAAUUCUACACUCAACAGAAGACUGGAAACAAUUCCUACAAAGGGAAAUCUGAAUAUAAAGGGAAAAAGAAUGCACAGAUGUAUUCUUAUUGCAAGAUGACUAAUCAAACAAUUGAAAACUGCUAUAGACUUAUAGGUUUUCCUGCUGAUUUCAAAUUCACUAAAGGCAAGAAGAUGCAACAUACUGCAAAAGGAAAUUCAGCUGCUGCCAUAGAGGAUACAUGA